Oncorhynchus kisutch (coho salmon) is the source of this 3078-nucleotide messenger RNA. Its product is annotated as claudin-10-like. Gene Ontology annotation, cellular component: bicellular tight junction; membrane. Gene Ontology annotation, molecular function: structural molecule activity. NCBI's taxonomy places the organism in Eukaryota, Metazoa, Chordata, Actinopteri, Salmoniformes, Salmonidae. The record is from RefSeq and is a predicted model, not a curated record. The coding region runs from base 503 to 1483 and encodes 326 amino acids. The transcript is spliced from 5 exons.
UACUAGGUCAUGUUUAUCUCCUUUGAAUACAUUUGAUCAGAAUAGGUCAAAUAAUUCAAAACGCAAGGAAUCAGCUUGGGACAUAGAGAUGGGAGGUUUCUGAAACGUGAGAUAAACGCUUAGGUCAACAUUUUCAGCACCCAAACAAGGUUCUUCAAACCUGAGCAGCAACAGACCCAUAGCCACCCUCAUGCAGUAUGGGAUAAGUGACGACCAGGUAGAGCAACAAAUAUGACUGUCUCCUUAGUCAUACUGAGCCCUGCUACCAAGCUGUUAGGGAUGAGCAGGUUUCUUCCCUAUCACAGCACAGCAGGAGACUUGGGCUCCACUGGACGGUGGCUCCACCAAGGAGACACACCAUCGUAUAGACAAGAGAAAAAGGAAUCGCCAAUAAGUCAGAUCUUGAGAAAAGAGACGCAACCAGCGACGGUCGUAAUAAGACAACGUGAGGGUUAUCUAGAUAUAGAGCAAAUAGACUGACUCCACACACCAGAGUAUCAGGAUGAAAAUCCGUGUGAUGCAGAUCUGGGGCUUCCUGAUGACAGUGCUGGGCUGGAUCUUUGUGGCAUGCACCAUGGCCAUGGAGGGCUGGAAGGUCACGCCCAUAGGGGGCAUGGGUGGCUCGCCUGUCAUCAAGGUGGCCUGGUACUGGUCUAACCUGUGGAAGGCCUACUUUACCGACUCCACUUCUGUCACCAACUGCCAAGACUUCCCUGUGCUCUGGUCCGUGGACAACCACAUCCAGAUUGUGAGGGGCCUGCUGAUGGGUGCUCUCUCUGUGGGGAUGCUGGGGUUCGUACUCAGUCUCAAUGGGAUGGAGUGCACCUUCCUCGGGGGCAAGGACAAGGCGAAGCACAGGAAGCUCUUCACUGGAGGAGUCUGUCACAUCAUCAGUGGCAUUCUGGCUGCGCCAGGAUAUGCUGUCUACGCAAAAUACGUCUCCGGGGAAUACUUCAACCCCUAUUUUGACGGAUUAAAGUUUGACCUGGGGACUCCUCUGUUUCUUGGCUGGGUGGGAUCAGCUUUCCAUAUGACAGGGGGUUGGUUCUACUUGGUCUCUGUGUGCAAACUGCUCUGUGAGGACGAGAGCGAAACUAUAGUCGUCCCUGAACUUCCCGAGGUUGAGAGGGACCAGGCCAAGUCCACCACAGUACAGUCCCCAGUAUCCAAGAUCACCUCAAAGAUCAAGGUUUCAUCUGCAUCUAAGAUUUCUUCAAAAUCUGCAGGCUCAGAUGUGUCUGCCAUCUCCUCAAGGUCUGGUCAAUCCGGUCACGCGUCCAAAUUAGAGCGGUCUGGACGGUCCUCGAACUCCAGGCAGUCCUCGAAAUUUGGCAGUGGGUCUUUGACGUCUGGUCGUCCAUCGAGGUCUCAUGGGUCAGUGCACUCCGAGGUGAGCAGAGACAGUAGUAGUACAGUGUCCUCUUUAUCCAGUGGGUCAAGAAGGAGCGAGAGAGAACCGUUUAUCCAAAACUCCUACAUAUGAUCUGGUUCUGUUCAUACUAUGUGUGAUUGUGACUGGACCGAACUGAAGUAACAAUUGUAUAUACUGUAUAUGAUGAUUAGUGCUGUCAGAGUUCAUCCGUUAACUCAAGUUAACUUUUUUGAAUUUUAGUGAACUAAUGUGUUUGAAUUGCGAUUAAUCACAUGGUCUCUUAUCUUUUAAAAUAUAGUGAAAACAUCCAAAAUACAUAAUUUAUACAGCUAAAAACAACAAUUCAAUGUCAAAACAAGUUGACAAUGAGGUUCAAUUAAGUGUGCUUUGUCAAUUUACCUGAUUUGCUGUUACUUUGGACAACUCAAUUCGAGCAAAUUCUGAAUUUGAAUCACAACAAAUCCUUUGAUUAACUCAAUUAAAUGUUUGAAUCAUUUGACAGCCCAAUAAUGAUCCAAUUGUGAUUCUGUAUGUGGGGGAAAGUCUCUGUAUCCAAUGGCCUGUUUCCUGGGAAUGUUUCACUUUCAUCAACUGAACUGCUUCAUCACAUUCAUUGUAUUGCUAUUGAUAAUGUCAUUCAAGCAGGACUUUUCUGCCUUUCGUCAAGUUCUCUGACUCCGUGUUGUUGUUGUUCUCCCUUUUCAAAUGAUUCAACUGUAGUCUAAUCAAAAUCAGUAUAUUUUAAGAUAUAGAAAUAAUCACCAACUCUUUUAGAUGUUACUUUUCUAAUAUUGUCAGCACAGUCAUACCUGCCAAAGCAGUCAGGGAGGCUGCCUGUAAACAGUCUCUGUUUUUGGUGUUGCCACUCUAUUCUGCCCGGACACUGUUUCCUAUUUAAACCAUGAGUGAUAUGCCGCACAGCUGACAGACCGACGCUCCAAUCUUGUGCUAAGUGAAUAUGGAAUAAUUUUUAUUGGAUGCAUUUUUGUGAAUUCCGUGACUAGAUUGGAUGAAAUCAGUAACAUUGCAAUAGAUCCAGUAACUUACCCUCGGUAGUCCCUGUGAGCGAUCCUCUCCACCUGUCCAGACAGAGGAAUGUGGAGGAGGUUGGUUCAGAUCCUGGGCCUCGAGGUGUCCAUGCUGGACUGGGUGAUUGUGGCCUGCACCCUGGAUAUCGACUACUGGAGGGUGGCCCAGGUCGGGCGCUGGUCCAGCCUGUGGAAGGACUGCUCUGAGGACUCCGCCACUGUAGUCAACUGUGUGGACUUCUGUGGACGGUGAAACAUGGUUUGAGUACUAGAAUCUCUCGUCUCGUAUCUGGUAUCUCUGUGUGGAAUAAUCAGGAGUCUUAUGGGUGCAGUGUCUGCUAAUAUGAUUAUUUCUCUAAAACUGUAUGGGAAUGCCAAGCUGUUUUUUGCCUACAUUUUCCCUACUCAGGUAUAAUAUUGGAUCUGCUCUUUGGCUUGGCCUAGUGAGAGGCUUCCUCAUCAUAUUAGGACCCAUUCUGUUCUCUGCCACUAUAUUCACAGUAGCCCAUUCAAAAGGGUUAAAUGUACAGUACAGUAUAAGCGACAAUAAGCAUACAUGCCUAAUUUACAUACAACACCACAUAAGCAUGCUUCUCUAAGUAUUGACUUACCUCCCUAAUCUUAUUAUAUUUGCACACACUGUAUAUAGAUUUUUCUAUUGUGUUAUUGACUGUACGU